AUGAUUCACAAGGAGAUCGAGGUGUAUGUAGAUGAUGUCAUAAUCAAGUCCCGCGAGAGUUUGGAUCACUUGACUCACUUGAGGAAAUUCUUUGAUCGUCUACGCCGAUACAUUUUGAAGUUAAAUCCCGCCAAAUGUGCUUUUGGAGUGCCAGUUGGCAAGUUAUUGGGAUUUAUAGUCAACAGGAUGGGAAUUGAGCUUGACCCUUCCAAGAGCAAGGCGAUCCAAGAAUUACCUCCCCCGAAGACCAAGAAGGAGGUGAUGAGUUUUCUAGGAAGGUUGAACUACAUCAGCUGGUUCAUAUCUCAAUCCAUGGUGGUGUGUGAACCCAUCUUCAAGUUGUUGAAAAAAGAUGCCCUAACCAAGUGGACCGGAGAAUGUCAAACCGUUUUUGAUGCCAUCAAGAAUUAUUUAUCCAAUCCACCUGUGUUAUUUCCUCCGCGAGAAGGGAGUCCUUUGUUAUUGUAUUUAUCGGUCUCGGAUAACGCAUUUGGAUGUGUGCUUGGUCAACAGGACGAAACUGGGAAGAAGGAGGGAAAGGCGAUAAAAGCACAAGCCUUAGCUGAUCAUCUUGUGGAGAAUCCGGUGGAUGAAGAGUACGAACCACUCAAGACUUAUUUUCCCGAUGAAGAAGUAGCAUUUGUAGGUAAAGAUAUUUCUGAAGCAUACCCUAGUUGGAGAGUGUGUUUUGAUGGAGCGGCGAAUCAUCAAGAGAUACAUGCCGGAGUUUAUGGUACUCACAUGAAUGGACUCACUUUGGCAAAGAAGAUCCUCCGAGCCAGUUAUUUUUGGAUGACUAUGGAGCAUGAUUGUUGCAAGUUUGUGCAGAAAUAUCAUAAAUGUCAAGUGCAUGGUGAUUUGAUUAGAGUGCCUCCUCCCAAACUCAAUGUUAUGAGUUCACCUUGGCCGUUUGUAGCUUGGGGCAUGGAUGUCAUUGGUCUAAUAGAGUCGGCCGCCUCUAACGGACACAGAUUCAUUUUGGUUGCCAUUGACUAUUUCACUAAGUGGGUAGAAGCAGCUCCAUACAAGUCGGUGACCAAGAAAGUUGGAGCUGAUUUUGUUCACAACAAUUUGAUAUGUAGGUUUGGAGUACCAGAAUCCAUCAUUAUUGAUAAUGGAGCAAACCUCAACAGUCAUUUGAUGAGGAAGAUAUGUUACAGAACGACUAUCAAGACGUCAAUUGGAGCUACUCCAUACUUGUUAGUAUAUGGAACGGAAGCAGAAACUGAGUUGAAUGAUGUUGAUUGGGUUUGCAAGCGAAUUGAUCAGUUAACAUUGAUUGAUGAGGAGAGAAUGGUUGCGGAUGAGUACAAAGGGAAAUUUGAACCAAAUUGGCAAGGACCCUACAUGGAUCGCAAAGUGUUAUCUGGAGGUGUCUUGGUCCUGUCGGAGAUGGAUGGCACCGAAUGGCCGAAACCAAUCAACUCAGAUACUGUCAAGAGAUAUUAUAUAGAGGAGAAUGUAGAGGUUGAGAAUGAUGAGGAUGUUGGACAAGAGGAAGAGGUGCAGGCUGAGACUACAGGAAAAAGUUUUAAUGAGGUAACAGAUUUUGUGAAGAAAGUGGAAGGGGAUAGCCAGAGAGUUGCACCUUCGACGGAUAAUAGGCCAUCUUUUGAUCGCACUUGUUAUAACUGUGGAGAACCUGGGAAUAUGAGGAAAAAUUGUCCCCACCCACGCAUGAUGAAUUCCGCGCAGCAGCAGACUAGAGCAGUGGCACCCACUGGAAAUGGUAAUAAUGGUCGAGGGCAUCCACAAGGUGGGCGAAGAGGAAAUCAGUGA
Solanum tuberosum (potato) is the source of this 1779-nucleotide messenger RNA. RefSeq lists its product as uncharacterized. Bases 1 to 1779 code for a protein of 592 amino acids. NCBI's taxonomy places the organism in Eukaryota, Viridiplantae, Streptophyta, Magnoliopsida, Solanales, Solanaceae. The transcript has 9 exons. Gene Ontology annotation, biological process: DNA integration. The record is from RefSeq and is a predicted model, not a curated record. Gene Ontology annotation, molecular function: zinc ion binding; nucleic acid binding.